Messenger RNA from Symsagittifera roscoffensis, 4420 nucleotides. Its product is annotated as nephrocystin-4-like. Gene Ontology annotation, cellular component: ciliary transition zone; cytoskeleton; ciliary basal body. Bases 133 to 4293 code for a protein of 1386 amino acids. NCBI's taxonomy places the organism in Eukaryota, Metazoa, Xenacoelomorpha, Acoela, Convolutidae. The record is from RefSeq and is a predicted model, not a curated record. Gene Ontology annotation, biological process: protein localization to ciliary transition zone; negative regulation of canonical Wnt signaling pathway. The transcript has a single exon.
UGCACUUUUUCACGAUAAAAGCAAUGUGUGCAGCAUUUAAACUCGGUUUACGUUAAAGCGAUUUUUAUAGCGAUUUUCUAAUGCUGAUUUAAAAUUUAUUCAUAUUAACAUAAGUGUGCGUGGCGUUUUGAUAUGACUGGGGCAACACAUCACUUGGAAAGAGUAAUUACACCCUCGCCCUUGGUGAAAAUCAGCAAGCGUGACUCAUCCGAAUUACGGGUGACCAUCGACAAAAUCGAAUCACUAGUCGUCCCCUCGGAAAAUGUCUCAAAACACAUGAAGUUUGCGAUACACGCUACUCUUUUCAGUCUCACCAGCAAAACCGCUUUCGGAAAUAUAUGGAGCUCGGAACUUAUCUCUCCGACUGAGAACAAAGAAAACUUCUCUCUGAAAGUAAACGAGGCUAUAUACUUUUACACGAACGUUCAGUUGGCCGACGCUUGUCUGAUAAUCGAAGUUGCGAAGGUCAACAGUAUUUCGAAUGAAAGCAUCAGUUGUGGUUGGACAGGGGUGAAACUUGAGCCUUUGCCUGGAAAUGGGUCUCGAUCCCAGCUGUACUACGGGUCAGCGAGAGCCCUGGUGAGCUUGGGUAAAAAUUACCCAACUGGCCUUAACAAAAUAGACAGCAGCGAAGUAUAUUUGAGUGUCACAGACUGCGAGAGUAUUUCGACUGUUUCCAAUUUAUUCGAAGCGAACACUUUGGUUGGAAAACGGACAAUUUUGCCAGGUGUCGAAAAACAGCCAGGUGUUAGCGACUUUAUGGCCACUCCAAAACUUUCGCAAAGAGUUUCGCUUUAUCUGCAACACCUUGAAAUGAGUUUCAACAAGAAGUUGAGCGAUAUUUCCGAUGAAGUAUGCGAGAAAGCAGCCUCUGAUCUAAUUUCGGAGCUCCGUGAGUUUGAAGAGCCUGGAAUUUUCCAAGAUUUUCUGGACUCUUUUAUGGAUACAGAAGAAAAUGAGACAAAGCUGAGCAAUUUUGGAACAAUAGCUCAGUGGAAGCUCAAAAUCUUUGGACAUAAUGGGUUCAAAAUGAUAAACGAACCUCAAACUUUGGAACUUAAAAAGAUCAUAAAAGUCAAAAGUGAAGCUUUGAAAUAUGGAAAGGAAGUUGAAAUCAAGAAUUUGAUUGACCACAAAGAUUGCUUUCUGAUGUUCCAACUUGUAGCAGUGAUCAAAUUAUCUGACGAGUUAAUAAACCGAAAAAAAGACAGACUCAAAGAGCUCGGAAUUGACGUCAAGGAAGAAAAAUCAACCCAGAAAACGCUUCAUGUAAAGCAGUGGCGCUUCCCAAUACAUGAAAAAAAUGGCGAAGUUGAUUUGGAGUCUGAAAAAUUCGUCGAAAUUGACGAAUUUAAAUUUGUGCUACAAUCUGACGUUGAAAUGAAUCUGAGGGUCCGAUAUUCGAAGGAACGGGACCCGACUGACCGUUUGGCAGACGAGUCACAAGUUACCGGUGUGGACGAAACUGACUUAAACGCCUUGAAACCGACUCGAAAUUUAGAGUCCGAUUUGAACCGAGAAGACGAGAUUCCAAUAAUCACGACACUUGGACCUGCUGGGACUUACGAUAACAAAUUUGACGAGCAGAUAACAUUCAGAGAAGAAGAGCUGACACGAAGCACACCAAGGCAUCCGACUUACGAGAUGCAGUCACCGAGAGGUGUUCAACCGGUGUCAGAAUUUGUUCACGACGACAUGCGACAAGUACAAUACGCGUCCCCAAACCCCCAAGUUAUUGCAUUGUCGGGAAUGCUUCAGCGAAAGCCACUACAGUUAUCGAGGAAGUCUUACGCCGAAAUAGUUUCGGCGGGAUUCCCUCAACCAAAAGACGAUUUCGGAAAUUUGCCAUCUGUAGUCGGAGUAGACAGCCUCGUCAAACUAGAUAUGAAGUCAGAAAAGAACGACCCACUUGUAGUGAAUGAAAUUGUUAUUCAGUUUCUCGCUUUCUCCAAAUCAACUCAAGAUCUAAACUCGCAUCAAAUUGGGUCAAUUUUCUUCACUUUCCAGUUCUACAAAUUCCCUCAAACUGUUUCUGAGCGACUUAAAUUGACAGAAAGAUCAUCAAUUUUGUCUGGCGAGUCGUUUAAACCAUUUAUUUUGCAACGAAUGCAGCAAGAUCAGGCUCUCGCAAAUGAACCUCCCGGAUGUCUGUACAAAUUCUAUUUGGAUCCUUCGGUUUUGCAGUCAGGUGAAACGGAAUGUGUCAUCAAGUACUUGGCAUCUCAGAAACUGAUAAUCGAUGUUUGGAAUGGAGAUAGUUUAAUGCAUCUAGGAUCAUGCGCGGUUGAUCUGAAGUAUCUACUGAGACAAGGAAGACCAGCCACUCAGACGACCUUUGAGUAUGAGGUAUUGUCACAGGAGUUCGCAUCCGAGUCUACUUCUAUGAUUGGAGAUCUAGGAACCACGGGCAGCCUUAUUAGACCAGUCAACAGUCAGAAAUCGGUAAAAUCAGGCCAUCUACACAUGAGAUUAGUCAAUAUAGGUCACUCCAGGUCAUCACAGGGAUCAUUGAGUCGUAGUUUGGGGUUUGAAAAAUCACUGAUGUACGCUAAAACGGGUUCUGUAGCCCGUGACUUAAGCGCAACGACUCUUAACAGGACUAAAAAGCAAGCUAACAGACUACCAGAGGUCGAUCGAACGCUAAACACAAUGCUUCUGAGCGAAAAAGAGAGUCUUCGAUUAACGGGGGGAAAAUUACCUGAAGACAGAGAUCGAAAGCUCCUUCGAAUGCGUCAAAUGCGUUCGUCGCUUCUCGCUAACAGCACCGGCGGCACUCUGGACGCGACUAAAAUGUCCAAAAUGGAAAGUUUGACAAUUCAGAGAUUCGAACGAGAGGAAAAGCAGAAGGAAUUAAAGCUGAUCGAAGAGUACAGAUCAGCUACUAAGCAAAACACAAUACACAGUAUGUUGUUGUCGGAUAUUACAACAGAACACUCUGUGUUUGCCAGUUUCGGAGUCGCCGAGCUGGUCGAAUUUCAGUUCCGGAACCCAUUUAAUGAAGAUACCUUUUUCUUCAUUCAUUGCGGCGACAACCGUUCAAUUCGUCCGGUAACGAACACAAAAGAGCUCAGGUUACUGAAAGCUCUCAAAAAUUCAACAACUCCCAUUGCGGAUAUAUUCAUCGACGACUCAAACACAGAUGAAAAUACGACUUCUGAUUUGGAAUCUUCUGGAAUCGUUAAAAUAUUCCUGAAACCCCACGAGUUAGUCUACAUUCCAUUCAAGUACACUAGCCUCUAUGCCGAUAGCUCGAUGCCACUCGUGAGUCCUAUCAGCUCAUCCGAUAAAGAGACACUUUUGGGAGACAACCAAAAUCUGGAAACUAGCACAGUAAAGGUCCAGAUAAAAGAUCCAACGGAGAAGCCAGUCUCAAUCCUCAAUUUGAACGUAGUUCAUCAGCCCAUUCUGGUCGAUCAAACGUUCCGAUUUAGUCAUCCAGAAAAGACUGUCGUUAAAAAGUCUAUUCGGCUGCCUCCACUAUCGGCCGGUCGAACUAACACUCACUUUUCGGGUAAACUAAUUGCUCUGUGCAGCGACGUGAACACAAUUUGCACUACUGGAGCACCUGGGACUGCAAGUGAUCCUCAAGACGUUAAUAUAAAGACCCUUACGGGUCCUUCACCUUCGGUUAAAAAGUUCUACGUCUCAGUUUACGAAGGCGAAUUCCGAUUGGCGCCUACUCAAACAUGGAUGUUCGUCAUCGAGUCGCUGAAAAGAUGCGAUGUUCAAUGCGUCGCGGGUCAAGCUUCUCGGUUUUCACUCGUGAUCAAGGGUUCGGGUGCCUCGAGACUCGUGAAGGUGUUUAUUUCGGAUCCAGCCGAAAUGGAAGUGGACCCGUGCGAGCCUUUCAUUCUCUCGUCUGUUAGUCUAGUCGAGUUAGAAAUACUAGUUCGGCCGCUUAGACCUGGAAACAAGCAUUUCUUCGUGAAUGUAGUAGAUAUUGACUAUCACCAGAAAAUCCAUUCGUGGUUGAUAAAUGCAAACUGUUCGUUGCCCCAAAUCACCAAAGCGUUUGAGAUCAAACUUCCAGUUAACGGGGGCAAAGGAUCCGUGAAGAAAAUACCUUUCACGAACAAUUACCCUAUCAGGAAAAAAUUUCACCUCCAUACAGAUAGAAGCGAUCUGUUGUAUUUGGGCGAAAAUCAGAAGGUUUUAGAAUCCGGAGAGGAAUGCAUGCUUGGGUUGACAUUUCUGCCCGUAGCUCAAAGAGGAUCAACCGAAAUUAUCUUGUACGUAAACGACGAUGAUAAUAACAACGAAGAUACUUUCUGUAUAAAAACCACCUACAUGUGAAUAUCAAGUUCUUAAAUCGCAUUAAAAAAUUGCGGCUUCACUCUUUUAGAUAACCCUAAUGCUAUUAAUUACACAAAUUAAUGUUUCAAUUCUAUUUUCUUUAGUAAUACGGUUAAUUUUGAACGAA